AUGGCAAAAGGUCGUAUUCUAGUAAUAGCAGGCUCUGAUAGCUCCGGGGGAGCUGGUCUCGAGGCCGAUCAGAAGGUUAUUGCAGCGCAUGGGUGCUAUGCAAUGACGGCCACCACAGCAUUGACAGCUCAGAACACCUUAGGAGUGGUAGACAUUCAUUACACGCCAUCAGACUUUGUUGGAAAAUUAAUUGACCUCUGUAUUGAGGACAUUGGUGUCGAUGUUGUCAAAACGGGUAUGUUGGCUUCUGCUGAGACAAUCAAUGUCGUGGCGAAUGCUCUUCAGAAACACAAUGUGAAAACUCUAGUUAUUGAUCCUGUUAUGGUUUCAACUAGCGGGUCUCAGUUACUUCCGCAGAAGGCAGUAUGCGAACUGCGUUCAAAGCUUCUUCCUAGAGCCACGAUACUCACCCCAAAUGUGCCUGAAGCGAUUCUUUUGCUUUCAGAUGCCGGAAAAGAGGUUGGUGAACCACAAAACGUUGAUGAUCUAAUACAAACUGCCAAAUCAGUGCAAAGUCUUGGCCCGACCUACGUACUUCUGAAAGGAGGUCAUCUUCCCCUCAAAAAAGAUGGCACACUUGCAAGGACAGAGGAGGAGAAGGAGAUCAUGGUUGAUAUCCUAUACGGUGAGGAUCAAGUUACUCGGAUCCAAUCACCGUAUCAACAAUCGAAAAACACCCACGGUACAGGUUGUUCGUUAGCAUCUGCAAUUGCGUCCAACCUCGCGAGCGGCUUACCGAUGAUUCAAUCGGUCAAAAGUGCGUGCAGAUAUGUUGAAGCUGGCAUCAAGACUGCGGUGGAUUUAGGCCAAGGAAGUGGCCCAAUUAACCAUUUUCAUUCGACUUACAUGUUACCUUUCGCACCUGGCCGUUUUGUAGAGUAUCUACUCGAUAGACCUGAUGUCAAGGCAGCUUGGCAGGAGCAUACGGAGCAUAGUUUCGUGGCGGGGCUUGCUAAUGGCAGUCUUCCGGUUGAAUCAUUUAAGUAUUAUCUAGUGCAAGACUAUCUGUACUUGAUUCAUUUUGCGAGGGCAAGUUCAUUGGCCGGCUAUAAAGCGAAGACCAUGGAGGAUGUUGCUGCGGCAGCGAGAAUCGUAUCUCAUAUCCACCAUGAAAUGUCUCUUCAUAUUGAGUAUUGUGAGGGUUUUGGGAUGACGAGGAAGGAGAUUGAAAAUGCAGAAGAAAGUCAAGCAUGCACGGCGUAUACCAGAUAUAUGCUCGAUAUCGGCCACUCAGAAGAUUGGUUUGCUCUGCAAAUUGCUAUGGCCCCAUGUUUAAUAGGUUAUGGACAUAUCGCUCAACGCCUGUAUACAGACCCAAAAACGAAACGUGAAGGAAACAUCUAUUGGAAGUGGAUAGAAAACUAUGUUGCAGAUGAUUUCGUAGAGGCAGUUCGUGUAGGCUCUGGUUGGUGGCACCAAGCAAGCUUAUGUCCCAGUAUUGACAACGUUGUAGACCUAAUAGAGAGACAUGCAGUUCUCCAAUCGCCAAGUCGUAUAGAAGAGCUGGUUGCCAUAUUCAUCCAUGCCACAAAGAUGGAAACUGGAUUUUGGGAUAUGGGAAGUGGCGGCUGA
Messenger RNA from Glarea lozoyensis ATCC 20868, 1572 nucleotides. Its product is annotated as Ribokinase-like protein. Gene Ontology annotation, molecular function: hydroxymethylpyrimidine kinase activity; phosphomethylpyrimidine kinase activity; thiaminase activity. The transcript is spliced from 11 exons. NCBI's taxonomy places the organism in Eukaryota, Fungi, Ascomycota, Leotiomycetes, Helotiales, Helotiaceae. Gene Ontology annotation, biological process: thiamine biosynthetic process. Gene Ontology annotation, cellular component: cytosol. Bases 1 to 1572 code for a protein of 523 amino acids. The record is from RefSeq and is a predicted model, not a curated record.